AAGCAGUGCAUAAUAUUAGUACUGAUAAAGUUCAAUAAAUAAAAUUAAUAAUAAGAAUAAGAUCUCGUAAUUACUUUCAAAAUAAAAAUACAAUAAAAACCACUUCCCUGUUAUAGAGAAAAAUCCACAAGAAACUGUGACUUUUUUUUCUUCCCCUUCCAAUUCAUUUUUACAAACACAUGGAGAGCAUUAGCGUCCUGAUGACAUGGCCGAUGUCCAGUUACCUGGAAACAGAACUAGAAAAGCGCUUUAAGCUCUUGAAGCUCUGGUCCUAUCCUUCAUUGGCAGAUUUCGUGAAAGAGAACGAGUACGUGAAUUCAGUGAAAGCAGUGGUGGGAGACACCAGAAUCGGCGCCGAUGCCCAACUUAUCGAUUCCUUGCCGGGAUUGGAGAUUGUGUCUACCUACAGCGUGGGUUUAGAUAAAAUUGAUUUGAGAAAAUGCAAGCAAAAGGGGAUUAGGGUUACGAACACCCCCGAUGUGUUGACUGACGACGUCGCCGACCUUGCAAUUGGGUUGAUCUUGGCCGUUUUCAGGAGGCUUUGUGUCUGUGAUGGGUUUGUGAGAAAUGGGUCUUGGAAGAAAGGAGAUUUCGCAUUGACUACAAAGUUUAGUGGCAAAUCAGUUGGAAUUGUUGGGUUGGGAAGAAUUGGUUCAGCAAUUGCUAAAAGAGCAGAGGCAUUUGGCUGCAAAAUCAGUUACUUAUCUAGAACUGAGAAACCAUAUCCAAACUACAAAUACUACUCCAACAUUCUGGACUUGGCAACCGAUUGUGAAGUCCUUGUGGUGGCGUGCGCCUUGACAGAAGAAACAUUCCACAUUAUUAACCGUCAAGUUAUCGACGCAUUGGGUCCGAAGGGCAUUGUGAUCAACAUUGGACGAGGCUGCCAUAUCGAUGAAUCAGAGCUUGUUUCUGCUCUAAUGGAAGGCCGGUUAGGUGGAGCUGGUCUUGAUGUGUUUGAAAGGGAACCGGAAGUUCCUGAAGAGUUGCUUGGACUUGAAAAUGUUGUUGUUUUACCUCAUGUGGGGACUGACACUUAUGAAACAUGUGAUGCAAUGGCAGAUCUUGUUGUCCAAAACUUGGAAGCAUACUUUCAAAACAAGCCAUUGUUAACACCAGUCGUUUGAUUUUGUUAACAUGGUAUGCUAUGGUUGACUGAGUUAGAGUCUUCUAUUAAGUGAAUUUGACUUUUGAUGUAUUUUCACUUUGGGGAAACCAUUGUUAGCAUAUUAUUUAGAACCUAGCUUUUUUUA
Molecule: messenger RNA, 1253 nt
Organism: Humulus lupulus (European hop)
Lineage: Eukaryota; Viridiplantae; Streptophyta; Magnoliopsida; Rosales; Cannabaceae
Product: glyoxylate/hydroxypyruvate/pyruvate reductase 2KGR-like
Exons: 2
Coding region: 180-1127 (315 amino acids)
Cellular component (GO): cytosol
Molecular function (GO): NAD binding; hydroxypyruvate reductase [NAD(P)H] activity; glyoxylate reductase (NADPH) activity
Source: RefSeq, a predicted model, not a curated record